AUUCCGCCGCGGUUGCCGCCGCCGCCGCCCGGCCCCGCAGUUGUCUUUGCUGGAGCUGCCGUCGUGCUGUGGGGUGAGGGCGGGGGGGCGGGACGGGUGGGGAGCGGAGAAGGCCGCGGCGGCCGGAGCAGGUGACAGAGGAGGAAGGAAGCGGCGGCGGCGCGGCGAGCGCAGCGGCGGCGGCCCGGUUCCUGGGAGUGUCGGUGCGGCGUGGUGGUUGGGGCGGAUCCCGCGGGGCCCGGGCGGGGGAAGGAGUCACCGGCCCCGGCCAUGGCGGACAACGAGAAACUGGACAACCAACGGCUCAAGAAUUUCAAGAACAAAGGCCGCGACUUGGAGACUAUGAGAAGACAACGAAAUGAAGUUGUAGUUGAAUUAAGGAAGAAUAAAAGAGAUGAACAUCUCUUAAAGAGGAGGAAUGUACCACAUGAAGAUAUCUGUGAAGACUCUGAUAUAGAUGGUGAUUAUAGAGUGCAAAAUACCUCUCUAGAAGCUAUUGUUCAAAAUGCUUCAAGUGAUAACCAAGGAAUUCAAUUAAGUGCAGUUCAAGCUGCUAGGAAGCUUUUGUCCAGUGAUCGAAAUCCACCAAUUGAUGACUUAAUAAAAUCUGGAAUAUUGCCUAUUUUAGUCCAUUGUCUUGAAAGAGAUGACAAUCCUUCUUUACAGUUUGAAGCUGCAUGGGCUUUGACAAAUAUUGCAUCUGGAACCUCUGAACAAACUCAAGCAGUAGUUCAAUCCAAUGCUGUGCCACUUUUCCUAAGGCUUCUUCAUUCACCCCAUCAAAAUGUCUGUGAGCAAGCAGUGUGGGCAUUGGGAAAUAUCAUAGGUGAUGGGCCACAGUGUAGAGAUUAUGUCAUAAGUCUUGGAGUUGUGAAACCUUUACUUUCCUUCAUAAGUCCAUCUAUUCCUAUAACAUUCUUAAGAAAUGUUACUUGGGUUAUGGUCAACUUAUGUCGGCACAAAGACCCACCACCCCCAAUGGAAACCAUUCAGGAGAUUCUUCCAGCUCUUUGUGUUUUAAUUCAUCACACAGAUGUAAAUAUACUGGUAGAUACGGUCUGGGCCCUCUCUUACCUUACUGAUGCUGGCAAUGAACAGAUACAGAUGGUAAUAGACUCUGGAAUAGUCCCUCAUUUGGUUCCUCUGCUCAGCCACCAGGAAGUGAAAGUUCAGACUGCUGCACUUCGAGCUGUGGGCAACAUUGUUACUGGAACUGAUGAGCAAACACAAGUAGUUUUGAACUGUGAUGCUCUGUCACAUUUCCCAGCACUCCUGACACAUCCCAAAGAGAAAAUUAAUAAAGAAGCAGUGUGGUUCCUCUCUAACAUCACGGCAGGAAAUCAGCAGCAGGUUCAGGCAGUAAUUGACGCCAAUCUUGUCCCAAUGAUAAUACACCUUUUGGAUAAGGGGGAUUUUGGCACUCAGAAAGAAGCUGCUUGGGCCAUAAGUAACUUAACAAUUAGUGGAAGGAAAGAUCAGGUGGCAUGCCUAAUUCAACAAAAUGUUAUUCCACCUUUUUGCAACUUGCUGACUGUAAAAGAUGCACAAGUUGUGCAAGUAGUGCUCGAUGGACUAAGUAAUAUAUUAAAAAUGGCUGAAGAUGAGGCAGAAACCAUAGCCAAUCUUAUAGAAGAAUGUGGAGGACUGGAGAAAAUUGAACAACUGCAAAAUCAUGAAAAUGAAGACAUCUACAAGUUGGCCUAUGAGAUCAUUGAUCAGUUCUUCUCUACAGAUGAUAUUGAUGAAGAUGCUAGCCUUGUUCCAGAGGCAAUACAAGGUGGAACAUUUGGUUUCAAUUCAUCUGCCAAUGUACCAACAGAAGGGUUCCAGUUUUAGAAAGAUAAUAUGGAAGUUAGGUACAAUGCAGCACUGAGAUAUAUAUAUAUAUAUAUAUAUACAUAUAUAUAAAAAGGUUUGAUCCAUCAAGCUUGGCUCAUGGGAUCUACUGCUGCAUUAAAUCGGGAAAGAAAAUGUGAAGAUUUCAUUUGGAAUCACAGAAAAUGCCCAAAUGAGGUCAAGAUGGCGAGUGGGUGCGAGUGAGAAUGAGUGGCAAAGUGUAAUGAAAACUUUACAUGAAUGCUUAUUUAGGUUGAUGAAAGUGAAAAGGGCUACAGGUCACAGAUCUUCAGUGCCUGAGAAGAAACAUUCAAUGUUGACUUACUCUACAUCAAUUGAGGGAGAGUGCAGUAUUGUCAUCUUCAAGCCUUGUAAGCAUAAAAGAGAAUAGGAUGCCCAUAUAAGUCAAAGGAAAAUGAGCCCAGGCCUUGCUAUGAAGCAGUGUGUGAAUGGACAGUGUUGAGUGAAUGUCUGGCUCUGAGAGAGCCAGGUUCAUCUUUCAAAUCUAGGGCUCUUCACUCAUGAAGCAGACUCCUAGUCCUGGAGUGACUGUGUAUGAGAGUGUGGUUGUGGUGCUGGAUGUGAACGCAUGCAAGCUUGAUUCGCCUUCAGGGGGCUGAUAACAAACCUAGUAAAUCAUCAAAAUGAGAUCAUAAGUGUUAUGUACACUGGACAUGAAAACAAAAGACCGGUUUAGCAGCAGACAUUGGUUUACUCUGCAGCCUGUGUUUUCUAUUUCCCCUUUUCCCCCACCCCCUCCUUUUUUUUUUUUCUUUCUUUUUUUUUUUUUCCUUUUUUUUUCUUUAUUCUUACUCUUUUUUUUCUUUUUUUCUUUCUUUUUUUUUAGGUUUUUUUUUUUUUCUUUUAUUUUGGGGGAUUUUUUUUUUUUUUUUUUUUUUGUGGGUUUUUGUUUUGUUUUUUUAAUUUACCUAGUAUAGCUUUUUAGUUGCUUCUCAAGUCAGAAAACUUUUCAGGAAGGUUUCCCUGUGCAUUUGCACCAGAUGAAUGUUUGAUGCUAUGAAAAGCUUUCCAUAUCAUCGGAACUAAUUUGUGUAGAUUUUUGCAUGGAAAAAAAUCAAAUUUCCCUCAAAAUAGACUGUGUUGCAGUACACAUGUUGCCAUAAUAGUAUAAACAGUAAAAUGCGCUUUAAAAAGCCAUCCUUUUCAUUUUCAGAAAUAACAUAAAGAUCUUUGCAUGAGGUAAAUCUACAACAUAGUUUAUUUUUAGAUUUUGUUAAGUCCUGUAAAGAAGAAGAAAAAAGUUUCAGUUGUAGUAGAAUACCGUGCUGUGUUUAAAUGUUAUUUGUUUUCAAACUUUGUUUUCUAUGAAAAUGAUAUGGAAACUUCUAAAAUCGAAUUUGGUGCAUAUGUACUGCUGAAUAAAGACUGAUGAAGAGGUUUGAAUAGAUGUACAAAUCAAGUAAUGGUUUGAACACCUUUAAUAAUAUGCCUAAUCUGUUCAAUUGUUUUAGAAUCUUUUUAUCUUAGAUGUAGGCAGCCAUGAACAAUCUAUUUUGAGCCACUUUAGGGAGAAAACUUUGUAUUUUUAAAACUUGCAUAAGAGUUAUGCAAGUGGUUUUUAUAAAUUGGAAUAAUACCUCAGUUUUGAGGUUAUGCACACUAAAUUAAAUGUGACAUAAAUUAAUUUGUACAAAAAGAACUCUUUAUAAGGUGGCUCAUUGUAGGAAAUCCUGUGCCUUCCCCUUUGAGCACAAGUGUUGCAUGAACAACAGUUUGCUAUAAGAAACAUACCAGAUUAGCCACCAUUAGCAUCUAUAUCUACUUUGUGUUUAAGAAUCAACUGGUAAAUCUGAAACACUGUAGAAUGGAUAAAAAUUAUUUUGUGAUCAUAACUCUUUGUUGAACUAGAGUAUUUUUGCAGCAUUCCUUGUCAUCAGAAACAUGGUUAAAGUUUAAAACUAGAAGCAGCAGAAAACUAGCUUGUAAAAUUUAUCCAAGUAGAGUGCAGGCUAGGCUGUGUUGGGGAAAUAAACAUUAAACUUAAGCAAUGUUUUA
Messenger RNA from Pipistrellus kuhlii (Kuhl's pipistrelle), 3852 nucleotides. RefSeq names its product karyopherin subunit alpha 4 (gene KPNA4). NCBI's taxonomy places the organism in Eukaryota, Metazoa, Chordata, Mammalia, Chiroptera, Vespertilionidae. Gene Ontology annotation, molecular function: nuclear import signal receptor activity; protein binding. The transcript is spliced from 17 exons. The record is from RefSeq and is a predicted model, not a curated record. Bases 271 to 1836 code for a protein of 521 amino acids. Gene Ontology annotation, biological process: NLS-bearing protein import into nucleus. Gene Ontology annotation, cellular component: nucleus; cytoplasm; nucleoplasm.